Messenger RNA from Acanthaster planci (crown-of-thorns starfish), 1486 nucleotides. It is a transcript of the gene smug1, whose product is annotated as single-strand-selective monofunctional uracil-DNA glycosylase 1. Gene Ontology annotation, molecular function: oxidized pyrimidine nucleobase lesion DNA N-glycosylase activity; single-strand selective uracil DNA N-glycosylase activity. NCBI's taxonomy places the organism in Eukaryota, Metazoa, Echinodermata, Asteroidea, Valvatida, Acanthasteridae. The record is from RefSeq and is a predicted model, not a curated record. Gene Ontology annotation, biological process: base-excision repair.
AUCCAGGUACGUACGCGUACACGUACGUAUGUACGGCCGGCCCGGCGUCAGUCGUGCCAGUGUAGCGCUAGUUAGCAGACGACACGUCUUCGAUUUGACAAGUUGGUUACAAUGCCCAGGAAAAGGACUGCAGCCCGUGAUCAGAAUGAAGUAUCGGCAAAAAUGGUGAAAAGCAACCAAGAGGAUGAAAUAGAUGGAGCAACCGGUGCGCAUCUCUGGCAAGAUGGGGUGAAUGCGAUGGGUGAUGCAGCAUCAGCGAUUGCCCCGGCCACCACAAGUAAUGUCACAACGCCGUCAUCUGGCGGCAUCGCCGAUCGCUUCUUGUCUGAACUGGUGGCACCCUUCAACAGGGACGUGGCCGGGAUGGAGUUUGGGAAGCCAGUGGAGUACGUGUAUAAUCCACUCGAGUACGCCAGCGAGCCACAUGAGGACUACAUCAGAAAGUACUGCAACUCAACGAAAGACAUCCUCUUCCUGGGAAUGAACCCUGGCCCGUUUGGAAUGGCACAGAACGGGGUUCCCUUUGGAGAGCACGAUUCUGUCGUCAACUUUCUGGGCAUCACAGGAAAUGUUGGCAAGCCACCCAAAGAGCACCCUAAGAGACAGAUUGUGGGGCUGAGCUGUGACCGGAAAGAAGUGAGUGGCAGUCGCUUCUGGGGGCUGUGGAAGACACUCUGCGGAACCCCCGAGGCGUUCUUCCGUCACGCCUUUGUCUAUAACCACUGCUCCCUGGUCUUCAUGUCCGAAACGGGGAAGAACAUCACGCCGGCGGACAUGCUGGUGGGCGCGCGCAAGGAGCUGGUAGAGCUCUGUGACACCUUCAUCUGCAAGAUGGUUCAGCUUCUUGAGGCCAAGGUAGUGGUGGGUAUCGGGAAGUUUGCUGAGGAGAGGGCCAAGAGGGCCUUACAGGCCGGGGGUGUUGAAGGGGUACGCGUGGUGACCAUUAUGCACCCUUCCCCUAUCAACCCAGCAGCCAAUAAGGGAUGGGAUCAAGCUGUCACUAAGCAACUUGUCGAGUUGGAUCUGCUUCAAUACUUCAAGAAAUAGUGCAGAGAUGCCGGAUUAUGUUGCAAAAGAGAACAAUCCCCUGUUAGCACCAUUCCAAAUUGGAAAUCGAUAAUGUGGGGUGUCAUUACAUAUCUGGAAAUUUGGAUGGACUUUGAUCUUGCGUGAUAAUGUAGUUUUAAAUUUACAGUGAUGAACAGCAGCAUCUGCAAAGAGAAGACAUUAUCUUUCCCUUUGUUCCUGGAAACUCUCUCGUGAAGUACGUACAAACACGUUUUUUAGGGCCUAUGGAGAGCAAAAAUUUGACUAUCAAUAGCAAGAAAAUCCUUCCGUUUGUCUUAAAGCCAUAAAAGUCAAAGGAAAUUUCCUACAUAAAAUGUUGUUUUGUUUCUAUUCAAGGAAAUGUGUAGCCAACCUUUUCAAGCAUUUGUAAAGAUUUUAAUAUAGAAUCUUUAUAAUAAAUGAAGAACAUAAGUUGGAA